This is a messenger RNA of Mercenaria mercenaria, 2338 nucleotides long. RefSeq lists its product as uncharacterized. Gene Ontology annotation, cellular component: membrane. The record is from RefSeq and is a predicted model, not a curated record. The transcript is spliced from 6 exons. The coding region runs from base 153 to 1118 and encodes 321 amino acids. Lineage: Eukaryota; Metazoa; Mollusca; Bivalvia; Venerida; Veneridae.
UUGUAAAGACUUCUACGGUACAGUUGUCAUUGUGGGGCGGUGUACCAUUCUCCAUAUUUCGAUUUCGUCUUGACGGAGUUGGGUGUUGUAGUGUCAACACCUGUGAUAAAUUUUGUUCAUUCUCGCUAUAUUUGGACUAGUAAGCCCGCAAGAUGGCUAGGAGUUCGUGUGGGACUUGUAUGCUCGUGUCUGCAACAAUUUUAGGACCGAUUGUUAUGAUUUUAUUGGCUGUGUCGUUCGCGACAGAUCACUGGUUGGAAUUUGAUGUAGAUACGCGAGAUCUAUCUUCAAAUGUACUACAACAGAGGGACACAGACUUUUUAAUGGCUAGAUACACACACUCAAGAAACAGAGGGCUGUUUAGAGAAUGUUACCCAGGAAAUGAUACGAAAUUUUUAGAGAACAGACAGUCCACAGACGAGGAACCAGUAGACGACCAUUGUUUCUACGUACGUUAUGAGAUCCCGGAGGAACAGACUGAUCAAGGGGAUUGGUCGGAUGAUUUCCUCUCUAGAAUACAUUUGAUAAGAUGUUGGCUGGCAUUUUUCAUUGUUGCCCUGGUUAUUUUCCUGGUUGCCUAUGUAUUUGGUCUUGUUCUGUGUUGUUGGAGACAAUCCAAAUGGGCUUACAUCGCUGGAUUGUGCGCAUAUAUAGCAGCAUUCUCCACUGCGGCGUCCAUUGCAUUUUUCCACGGUGCUGAAUACCUGGAGAGAAACAAGAUCAGUCAGACGGACCCUUACAUGGGCAAGUUCUACCUCUCUUGGGAUGCUAACACGAAGACUGCCACUGACCGUGACUAUGGGUACUCUUACAUUCUCGGCUGGGUUGGAAUGGCGUUAGCUGCUGUUGUUGCUACCCUAUACUCGGUCGCAGGCUGCUAUAUCGGUCAAGAGCGCUAUGCUGAUAAGGGCGAAAAGGAAUAUUUGGACAAGGGUCGUUCCCGUGAUUACCUAGAACGCAGCUACCCUAUGCCCCUUGAACCCCCGCAUAAGGAGUAUUACUACGGUUACCCAGCCAAUUACGGGUAUCAAGGUCCCUACCUGUAUGACAUGGACUCCCGCCAAGCACUUCCGGCGAUAUCGUACGAACCAGCCCAAGGUCCCUAUAGGUGGCAAUAAUGGACGAGUGUUUUUAGAUAGUCUGAAUGGUUUUGAUAUAUGUUUUUGAAUUACUCAUUGACUGGUAUGACCAAUGACGUCAAUUUCAUACUGUUGGUCUUUUAAGAAAAUACAAUUAGAUCGUUGCCAAGGAAUAUCUGUCCUAGCCGGCAGACUGUACAAAUUUUUUUCUGUGCCGUAUUUCUGGCGGGGCUUUUGAUGAAUCGAAAUCAUUUUUUCUAUGUCAUGAACUUGCGUUUGUACUGCAUGGUGUUUGAUUCCAGGAACAUGGCCUGUUAACCUAGCUAGCAAUAAUUAUAGGUAAUAAUCAACAAAGCAAAGAGAAUAGCUGUGCCAUGAAAGAUAAUUCCUUUUUACUGACAUGUAUAUGAAUAAUACCAAUAAUGAUAGCUUUGUACAAGGGGAAUAACAUUUUUUGCUAUAUGGUCCUCUAACAUAAUGAUUUAAAAGUUCUAUCUUUAGUGUGUUACAUGGGACAUAAAAAUGUUUAUCUAAAAUUUAGGAUGUGAGUGAUGUAUGCAUAAAAUCAUUCUAUGAUAGCUUGCAUGUUGAAUACAAAGUUGUUCUUGAUUUCCAAAUACCUUAAUAUAAUUUUAUUCUAAUACAUUUUUAUUCAUGUAUAUAUUUUCAUUUUUCAGCAAUAUUGGGCAUAUUCUAGUAUCAUUGUUCAUAAUCAUAUGAUAUGUUAACAACAUUGCAAUGUUUAAAGAAGUCAAGCUUUGCACGUCAUGGUAUGAUUUUGUGCUGUCAACCAAGUUACACUUAUCAAAUCAACAUUCUUUUUAUUGCCCGUGCAGCAAUAUUGUUUAGUUUAUAAAAACUGGUUCUUCGUGAUAAGCUCAAUGCCUCUGACAGGCAUAUACUGAAAAGAUAGUACACUGUACAGUACACUAAAUUUACAGUAAAUAUAACUAAACAUAUAUUAUGGCUCAAGUUUAACUUAAGGUACGUACAGACAGAAAAUAUAUGAUUAUUACCGCAUACAUACGUGCGCACGGGAGCUAUGAUCGAGCCAGUAAAUUUAUGUGAAAAAAAACCCUGAUAGAUGGAAAUGGUUUGAAACAGUCGAUAUCAAGUUACAGUUAGAUACUUACAAUCAGUUCAUCUAGACAUAGUUUAUGUUUCGCUCUUUUACACAUUUUUCUCAAACAAAUGUAUAUAUAUAUAUAUAUUGAACCUUUUAGUAUAAAGACAGAAUAAAUAUAUACUAAUAGACAUAA